CAACCAACCAAGCUGCCACCCACACACUUUCCUCCUACCAACAAUGGCCGAUGUGGUGCUGCUGGACUUCUGGGCGAGCCCAUUCGGGCAGCGCUGCCGGAUCGCGCUAGCAGAGAAGGGCGUCGCCUACGAGUACAGUGAGCAGAACCUUGAACAGAAGAGUGAGCUGCUGCUGAGAUCCAACCCCGUCCACAAGAAGAUCCCCGUCCUGCUCCAUGGCGGCAGACCUGUCUGCGAGUCACUCAUCAUCCUCAGCUACAUCGACGAGGUGUGGCCGGAGGUGGCGCCCCUCCUCCCCCGGGACCCCUAUGCCCGCUCGCAGGCGCGGUUCUGGGCUGACUACAUCGACAACAAGAUCGUUGACUGUCAGACCCGCCUGUUGACGAUGAAGGGGGAGGCCCAGGAGCAGGCCAAGAAAGACAUGAUUGGGGCGCUCAAGACCCUGGAGUCCGAGCUCGGUGAUAAGGACUACUUCGGCGAUGAGACGUUCGGUUUUGUGGACAUCACGUUCGUGACUUUGACCCCCUGGUUUUACACCUACGAGAAGUACGGUGACUUCAGCGUCGAGGAACACUGCCCUAAGAUCGUGGCCUGGGCCGCACGCUGCAGGGGGCGCGAGAGUGUGGCCAAGGCACUUACUGAUCCUGAGAAGGUGUAUGAGAUCGUCCAGGAGGAGUAUGGUGCCAACUGAACAAAGUAAUAGGUUAUCUAUGUAGGCAUGCAUGUAAUCUGGUUAUAUGCCGGCUGUGGCAUUUAUCUCCCACGUAUGUGUUCCCUUUGUCACUCAACUUGGCCAAACUUUAUGAAAAUAUACACACUAUAUUGAACGAAA
Triticum aestivum (bread wheat) is the source of this 832-nucleotide messenger RNA. RefSeq names its product glutathione S-transferase 3. The transcript is spliced from 2 exons. Gene Ontology annotation, molecular function: glutathione transferase activity. Bases 44 to 691 code for a protein of 215 amino acids. Gene Ontology annotation, biological process: glutathione metabolic process. NCBI's taxonomy places the organism in Eukaryota, Viridiplantae, Streptophyta, Magnoliopsida, Poales, Poaceae. The record is from RefSeq and is a predicted model, not a curated record. Gene Ontology annotation, cellular component: cytoplasm.